CUGACUUCAGUGAGCAUCUGAUUGAGCUAGGAUUGCUCGAAGCUGGAUUUGUACUAGGGAAGUAAGUGGCGCAGCCUAUCUAUGGCUUUACUACUCUACGAUCCCUGCCACAAAGCACCCAAUCAACUGGUGAUUUAACCAUACUGUCUCAAGCAGCUUUUUCCCAUAUAUUCGCUUGAGUCCACUCAUUAACAUCUAUCUAUACCUAUCUAUGCCAUGUCUCAAGCAUUUACCACAUCUGAAGAACCUGUCUUCGAGACCCUCUAUCCCGUCGCCCAUCUUAUCCUCCACCAGCUCUCCCUCAUCGCGCCCCUAAAAACCCUGACGCUCUCCAAAUAUUAUUAUAAGCACACCAUACCCACCCUCUACCACACCGUCACCGUCUGCCACAAGCUUUUCCACAGUCUUAGCCAGCACAGUACUGUUGAAGCAUGGCUCCGCACUGCUGAGGCACUGUCCCGUACACGAAUUCUGCUCAUACGGAGCAUGGAGAGCGCCGUGGUUUCCACUCAUUUCAAUAUUUCAAGUUGUCCUGAUCCUAUCGCCGCCCUAGAAUGGCCAGUGAAGAACUUGUUUUCAAAUGUCAAACGGUUGGAGUACGAUUGGGAAGUCGUCAAUAGCCAAUUCUUGAACAGAUACUCGGUAUGCUAUACUUCUCAAAACGUGGACAACACUCUCAUCCGUCUCCUCCCCUCCAGCUUCCAAGAAACGGUCGCUCAUGUACUCUUUGAUGGAAGGGCAAGGUAUCAUUACGUCCUAGAUGAACUUCGACGAAUCGCAGAGUGUCGUCCGCAAAUGACAACAGUCAUUUUUCACACCCCAUCCAACAACCAAGUGCCGCUCCGAAGCGCAAUCAUGCAGCUACCGUUUAUUUGGCCCUACAGCCGUAUCCGAAUUAUCAUCUCCCUUAUCAACGCACCCUAUGAUACCAAAUGUCCCCGAUGGGAGGAUGAGGACCUGAUGUCCCUAGUGUGUGGGGUAUGGAAGAGCGCGGUAGCGCUUGAUAAUGUAGUGUACAAAGCAAAGACGUCUGCCAGCAUUGCGCUGGGACCUGUGGUGAAUAAGAUGGAGAUAUAUAUGUCUCAGGCGGAGGAAGCGGAAGCAUUGUUUGCGCGAUUAUAUUCGGAGAGCCCGGAACCGCCGAGGUUUAUGUCAAGGAUUGAGAAUGUUACCUGGAACGACUUUGCGGAGGAGUAUAUCGACUUUGUAGAACUGAGUGAAGAUGUGUUAGGGAUAUACGGACUGCUUGAGUGAGAGUUCAACGAGCGAAAAGCAGUAUCGUACGCAUAUCGUGACUGAAGCUUUGAACAACAGAGCCAGUCACAAUAACGACAUGGAACGAUGAAGCACGACAGCCGCAAAAUAGAAAUAUACAUACAUUCAUAUAAACAUGCAUACACGUGCAACCCCC
Messenger RNA from Cryptococcus deneoformans JEC21, 1411 nucleotides. Its product is annotated as expressed protein. Bases 217 to 1254 code for a protein of 345 amino acids. NCBI's taxonomy places the organism in Eukaryota, Fungi, Basidiomycota, Tremellomycetes, Tremellales, Cryptococcaceae. The transcript is spliced from 2 exons. The record is from RefSeq and is a predicted model, not a curated record.